Molecule: messenger RNA, 3315 nt
Organism: Penicillium odoratum
Lineage: Eukaryota; Fungi; Ascomycota; Eurotiomycetes; Eurotiales; Aspergillaceae
Product: SAPS family protein
Exons: 3
Coding region: 1-3315 (1104 amino acids)
Cellular component (GO): nucleus; cytosol
Molecular function (GO): protein phosphatase regulator activity; protein phosphatase binding
Source: RefSeq, a predicted model, not a curated record
AUGUUCUGGCGUUUUGGGGGAUAUGCAAGUAUCUCCAGCAUCGACACCCUUCUCGAGAAACCCGGGGUCACUGUUGAGGACUUCCUGGACGAACCGGAGAUUAUCCAAGAACUGAAACAGCAUAAUACGAAACUCAUAGAAUAUCUGCGCGAGGAACAUGUCUUGAAACGGCUUAUGGACUACGUGACUGCACCGAGCUUGAUGAACGAUGACCACGAUGACGACGACGAUGCCAACGAGAAAAACACUGCCAAAGAUGCAGGCUCGGGAGAGCAAACAGACAAAAAUGACAAGGAUGAAGAACAGGAGUCGGAUCCCUUGAAGGGUGUUUUGGAUUCGGAUGACCUGGAGAGAAUUGAGAAGUCGCGCCUGAAGCACGCCUAUGUGGCCUGUGAGAUUCUCUCGUCGGAGACAUGGACGAUUCUCGAAACUAUCAUGGAGAAUCCGAGCUACUUGCGUGACUUCUGGGGAUUCCUUCGGCGGCCGGCGCCUCUCGACUCCCUACAGGCGAGCUAUUUCACCAAAGUGAACGAGACGCUGCUUGAUAAAAAAACGGAGGAGAUGUUGGAUCUUUUGAAAUCGCUGGAUGGGAUUGUGCCGGCUCUGCUGCAGCAUAUUGAUAACCCAAUGGUUAUGGACCUCCUGCUUAAGAUCAUUAGCCUGGAAAAGGCGGAGGGUGGUCAAGGUACUGUUGACUGGCUCCAAUCCCAGAAUUUGGUCCCUACUCUUCUUUCUUUCUUGUCUCCGGAUCACCCUGCGUCAGUCCAGACGUCCGCAGGUGACUUCCUAAAAGCCAUCAUUACCAUCUCCGCAAACGCGACUCCUAACGAUCAAUCUUGCAUUGGUCCGAACAGCCUCACCCGUCAGCUAGUUUCAGCUGAAUGCGUGCAGCAGCUCGUGGAUGCUAUGCUCAAAGGUGGUAACCCAUUGACGGUUGGCGUGGGCAUUGUGAUUGAGGUCAUUCGGAAGAACAACUCCGACUAUGAUCCCGAGCACCUAGGAAAUCCUGAGUCGAUGCCAACGCCUUACGACCCAAUCUACCUUGGUAGUCUUCUUCGUUUGUUUGCGAAGAACAUCCCCCACUUCAUGGCCUUGAUUCAAAGUCCAAAACACACUAUCCAUGACGGUAAAACCUUCAAGACCGUCGAUCGAGGUCGCUUGAACUCUGCAUGGGGCGGAAAAAUUGAGCCACUUGGGUUUGAUAGGUUCAAGACUUGUGAAUUGAUGGCCGAGCUGCUGCAUUGUAGUAACAUGGGCCUUCUCAACGAGCCUGGCAGCGACGAGUAUGUUCAGCAACGGGAUGCCGAGCGUGAGAGGUUGAUCAAGGAGGGAUACUUCAACCCGCUUAGGGAUGAGCAAUCUGGCAUGGAUUACAAUGAUACCACAGCCGACUUUACCAAUGGAUCAGCCCUGGAUUCUGGGUCUCCCGAGGAUAUCAAGGGUGUGCACAUGCCUCGCGCAGGCGAAGAAGAAGGAUUCGAGGAUGUUAGUGCCUCUGGCGUGCUUGUUAGCGAGAAAGGAGAACAGACCGAGAAUGAAGCUGCUUCCUUGGAGCAGACCGCAGGCUCAGAGGGCUUGACUGUCGACACACAUAACACACCCGAGUCCUCCGAAUCUCCAGAAUUGGCUACUGGCCUUGCGGACCAGAUGGGUGAAAUUAAACUUGAGGGCGAGCAACAAAAUUCAUCACAGGAUCAAAUUGAGCAACACGUGGUGUCUGCUAAGUCGGAAGAUGUCCCACCCCCACUUUUUGCAUCGAAGGAGCAGCCUUCAGAGUCGACUUCUGAACUUGUCGAGCAAGUCGAUGGCUCCUCUGCUAUCACUGAGCCUGCACAGGAAACUAGCCACAACGAUGGCGGUGCGGAAGAUCCCGCCGAACAGUACAUUCAGUAUGACACGGACGGGCGCCCGGUGGUUGGAGAUUACCUCAAAAUCAAGUUUGUUGAGAACAGGGUAGUCCCAACGAUCUUGGGUUUCUUCUUCCGCUUCCCUUGGAACAACUUCCUCCAUAAUGUUGUGUACGAUGUGAUCCAGCAGGUUUUCAACGGACCCAUGGAACGUGGCUACAACCGCGCUCUUGCAAUCAAUGUUUUCGAGACCGGUCACAUCACCACUGCCAUUAUUGAAGGCCAGAAGCGCAGUGAUGAGGCCCAGAAGACCAAGCAGAUUCGUCUUGGUUACAUGGGUCAUCUUACCCUUGUCGCUGAGGAGGUUGUUAAGUUUAGUGAACGCCACCCGCCGGAGCUACUGUCACGCUCCGUCAUGGAAUCGGUCCUGAACCCUGAUUGGAUUGACUACGUUGAGCAGACACUUUCUGAGACCAGGGAGCGAGACAAUGCCAUUCUGGGAGGCGUUCGUCCAGACAUGUCGGUUGGGUCUCGCCAAGCAGCGAUCAGCUCUAGCCAGGGUUUCAGCAACUCAAAUGCUCUCGCCGAAGCAGGUCUGAAUGGGGGUAUUGGUGGUUCAACUUUCCAAGGGUUCGACUUGAACCAAGGGAGUGUCUCGGGUGGGGCGUUUGGGCCUGGUGGUCCCUCUCUCUUAAGUGGGUUUGCAAGCUCGAGUGACGACGAAGAAGAGGAUUUAGAGGAUCAUGACGACAGAAAUGCUGCCAAUGCCGACCACGGUGAUUUCGAGAAUGUAUCCACAAGUUCCACAAGCCAACCAAUUCCCAUUUUGCCUCCACCUCCAGCUCCGUUGAGCACGGGACCCUCCCGAGCUCGGCGCCAGCUGGCAGCACGCCUCGCAGCCCAAAAACAGCAGGCAGUCGAGAAUGAAGAUGCGGAAGCAGCGGGAGAUAGAAUUCAUGAGGCCGAUAACCGAGACUCCCAGUGGCCGAGCAACCCAUUUGUCAUUGCUGGCAUUGACGAUGAAGCUGACGGGGGCAAUACUGCGUUCCCCAACAGCGAUUUUGGAUCGAACGCGGACCAUACCUUUACUUCAGAUUUCCAUGAGGGGGGGUUCAGCCCACCGGACUCGCUGUCUAACUCAUCUGAUGAAGAUGGGGACGGUCACGCAGAGGCCAUGCGCCGACGUGUCCGCGUUCCCCUUGAAGUCGAUGAAGAUGACGACGAAAUGGGUGAAAUGGUCGGACCUAGCGCAACCGGUAUGAUUGAUUCAGAUGAUGAGGACGACGCCAUCAUCAACGAAUCACUGGGUUACUCCAAUCUCCCACAUCCCAGUCGAUACACCGGAUUCCGCCGGCCACGGUCCGUGAGUUCUCAUUUCGAUGACGAACAAAAUGACAGCAGUGAUGGUGAGGAUGACGGGCUGGUGGAGAUUCUAGUCCCAGGCCGCAAAUCCUCUACUUCAAAUUAA